Molecule: messenger RNA, 4275 nt
Organism: Camelina sativa (false flax)
Lineage: Eukaryota; Viridiplantae; Streptophyta; Magnoliopsida; Brassicales; Brassicaceae
Source: RefSeq, a predicted model, not a curated record
AGGAAACAACCACGAAGUUUUUUCCCCCAAAUAGAGUCAGUAGUCAAUGUUGUUGUACCAGCAGAGUGAAGCUCUCUGUGGUCUUGAUCCUCCCUUUCAUCAUCCUAAUGGAUUCUUCUUUUUCCGUCCUUAUGUUCUGUGCUGCUGCGAUCGGAUUCUUCAUGAUUUUGGGCACGCUCUUAUUUAUGGUUUAUAAAAAAUUCAGAUCCAGUUCACAAAACAACAAAACAGUGCCUUCUUCAUCACCUCCUUUAUCGCCGCCUCCUUCUGUGCCUCAUCAUUGUUGUUACCAUGUCUUUCCGAGCUUUCACGGGUCAGAUGUCCGGAGAUCCUUUCUCAGUCACGUUCUGUUGGAGUUCAGGAGAAAAGGAAUCGACCUAUUCAUUGAUAACGACAUUGAGCGGAGCAAGUCGAUCGGUCCUGAGGUUAUUGAUGCCAUUAGACGAUCGAAAAUAGCGCUUGUCAUGCUCUCAAGGAACUACGCUUCCUCGUCCUGGUGCCUCGACGAGUUGGUGGAAAUAAUGAAGUGCCGCGAAGAGUUGGGUCAAUUAGUGGUGACCGUGUUCUAUGAAGUGGAUCCAACUGAUGUAAAGAAGCAGACCGGAGAUUUUGGAAAACUCUUUAAAAAAACAUGCAAGGGUAAAACAAAGGAGCGCGGUGAGAUAUGGAGACGAGCUUUGGCGCAAGUGGCCACAAUCGCCGGUUUCCAUUCACGCAGUUGGAAUAAUGAAGCGUCUAUGAUCGAAAAUUUAACCACUAGAAUUUCAAACGUGCUGAAUGAUUCCGCUCCAUCAAGGGAUUUCGACGGUCUAGUUGGGAUGGGAGCUCAUAUGGAAAAGAUGGAAUCGAUUUUAUGCCUAGACUCAGAUGAAGCGAGGAUGAUAGGAAUUUUGGGUCCUUCUGGGAUUGGUAAGACCACCAUCGCCAGAUACUUAUAUAACAAACACUCUCAUCAGUUCCAACUUAGUGUCUUCAUGACUGAUAUCAAAUCUGUUUACCCAAGACUUUGUUACGAUGAGUACAGUGCGAAAUUGCAGUUACAGAACCAAAUGUUGUCUCAGCUAUUGAACCACAAGGAGGAUAUCAAUAUUUGUCAUUUAGGAGUUUUACCAGAUAGGUUGAAAGACAAAAAAGUGUUAGUCGUUCUUGAUGGUGUGGAUCGCUUAGAACAACUAGAUGCCCUGGCGAAAAAAACUCGGUGGUAUGGUCCUGGAAGUCUGAUCAUCAUCACAACACAAGAUCCAAGACUUUUAAAGGCACACGGGAUCAACCAAAUUUACAAGACGGAUUUUCCAGCACCUGAUGAAGCUCUUCAAAUCUUCUGCAUGCAUGCUUUUGGUCAAAAGUCCCCAAAGUAUGGUUUUAUGAAGCUUUCUAAGGAAGCCACAGAACUUGCUGGUGUACUCCCUUUAAGGCUAAAAUUAAUGGGGAGGUCUCUUCGGGGAAGGUCCAGGAAAGCGUGGACAGAGGCCUUACCAAGGUUAUGUGCUAGGGUUGACAGAGAAAUAAGAAACCUUACAGCCACUGAUAUUUCGAACAAUUCCCAAGGCCAAGUUGAGAUGGAAGCUCAUGUGGAAAAGACGGAACCGAUUUUAUGCAUGGACUCGGAUGAGGAAAACAUGGUUGAAGCAAUCGUCAGUGAUACUGAAAUUAGGUUGAACAAUUCUGCAAUCGUCAGUGAAAUUGAGAUUAGGUUGAACAAUUCUCCGUCGUUAAGUGAUCUCGAAAACAUAGUUGGGAUGGAAGCUCACAUGGAAAAGAUAGAACCAAUGUUAUGCAUGGACUCAGAUGAAGUGAGGAUCAUAGGAAUUGUGGGUCCUUCUGGGAUUGGUAAGACCACCAUUGCCCAUUUUCUAUACCAACAACUCUCUCAUCAAUUCCAAUGGAGUACAAUCAUGGCUAAUAUUCAAGGAUUCAAUGGAAAUACUUACCACAAUGAGCACAAUGCGAAAUUGCACUUACAGAAGCAAUUGUUGUCUCAACUAAGCAACCAAAAUUAUACUGAUGAGAUUUUUCCUUUGGGAGUUGCACAAGAAAUGUUGAAAGACAAGAAAGUGUUUAUCGUCCUCGAUGACGUGGAUAGUUCAGGACAGUUAGAUGCCUUGGCCAAGGAAACACAUGGGUUUGGUAUUGGAAGUCGGAUUAUCAUCACAACACGAAAUGAAAGACUUUUAAAGGAAUACGGGAUCGACCAUAUUUACAAGGUGGAUUUUCCAUCGCCUGAUGAUGCUCUUCAAAUCUUCUGCAUGUAUACUUUUGGUCAAAAGUCUCCAUGUGAUGGUUUUGUGGAGCUUGCUCAGGAAGUUACAACACUUUCAGGAGAACACCCUUUGGGGUUACAGCUAAUGGGCACCUAUCUUCAGGGAAUGUCCAAGAAGGAGUGGAUAAAUGAAUUACCAACGUUUAGGUCUAACCUUGACGGUGGUAUAAUGAGCAUUGUAAAGCUUACUUAUGAUUCCUUAUGUGGUGAAGAUAAAGAAUCAUUCCAUAAUCAGAUCGCCUGUAUUUCUAACGGUGAUUGUAACGUGACGGUGGAAGAGUAUCUUGCAAAGAGUUUCUCAGAAGUGGGGCAAGAGGUUAUCAUCAUAAACCAAGAUAUUAAGGAUUUAUAUACAAAUGAUAGUGCUCUCGAAGGAUUUGAUGGAUUACUACGCCGGGAAUGCUGUCCAGUGACACGUUGGCCUUCCAAGUGGUAUCCAGAGUCUCUUUACGAACUAUACAUUCCCCACAGCAAGUUUGAGAAAUUGUGGGAAGGAAUUCGACCCCUUGGAAAGCUUAGGUUGAUGGAUUUGUCAUCCUCCAAAAACCUGAAAAAGCUUCCUGAUCUCUCAACCGCUUUCAAUCUCAAGAGAUUGGAUCUCAGCUGUUGCUCAAGCAUAGUCGAAUUACCUUACUCUAUUGGUGACGCUACAGGUCUCCUAGUAUUGACUCUCGAAUAUUGCACAAGCUUGGUUGGCCUCCCUUCCUCCAUUGGAAAUAUCACUAAUCUCAAAGAGUUAUAUCUUACUGGAUGUUCAAGUCUGGUGGAGCUCCCCUCCUCUAUUGGAAAUGCCAUUAAUCUCCAAGAAUUGUAUCUUAGAUGUUGCUCAAGUUUGGUGAAGCUCCCUUCCUCUGUUGGAAGUGCCAUCAAUCUCCAGAAACUGAAUCUCGAGUAUUGUUCAAGUUUGGUGAAGCUCCCAUCCUCGAUUGGCGAUGCCAUAAACCUCAAGGAAUUAUAUCUCGCUGGAUGCUCAAGUUUGGUGGAGCUCCCGGCAUCUAUUGGGAAUGCCACUAAUCUCCAGCAAUUAAACCUUGAAUACUGUUCAAGGUUGGUGAGGCUCCCUUCUUCGAUUGGAAAUGCCAUAAAUCUCAAAGAAUUAUAUCUCACUGGAUGCUCAAGUUUGGUGGAGCUCCCUCCAUCUAUUGGGAAUGCCACUAGUCUUGAGAUAUUGGAUGUCAGUAAUUGCUCAGGUUUGGUAGAUCUCCCGUACUCUAUCGGAAAUUUCAAUAACCUCCAUUAUUUGGAUAUCAGUAAUUGCUCAUGUCUCGUGUCCCUCCCCAACUCGAUCGGAAGUGCCACUAAUCUUUGGGAAUUAGAUCUUAGUAAUUGCUCAAGUCUUGUGGAACUUCCUUCUUCUAUUGGGAAUGUCAGUGGUCUAAGGAAAGUGGAUCUCAGUAACUGCUCAAAUCUGGUGGAGCUUCCCUCCUCCAUUGGAAACGCCACUAACCUUGAGUAUUUGUAUCUUAGUAAUUGCUCAAGUCUACGGAAGCUCCCUUCUUCCAUCGGGUAUGCCACUAGUCUACAGUGUCUGUAUCUCAGUAAUUGCUCAAAUCUGAUGGAGGUUCCCUAUUCGAUUGGGAAUGCCAUUAAUCUUAGAAUAUUGGAUCUUAGUUGGUGCACGAGUCUCGUGAAGCUCCCUGCCUCCAUUUUGAAUUCCACCAGUCUCUGGCAAUUGGAUCUAGAUAAUUGUUCAAAUCUGUUGGAAGUUCCUAAUGGCGUUCGUCUCAAGAAAUUGGUUCUUAGUUGGUGAACAAGUCUUGGUCGAGGAAUUAGAUGUUGAUUGAUAAUUGCCAACUCCAAUGGAGGCACUGUUGCUAAUACAUUCUAGUAUUUGUUUAUCAUAUUGUAUCUCUAGUAUUUUUUGUAUCUCAGUAAUUGUAGUCUGGUGGAACUCUGCUCGUCUCUGUUGAUAAUGUCCAUAGGCUGUGUUCUGAGUUUGCGUAGAUGCUCAUGUUGGAGUUUUGUUAUUUGUAAAUUGGAAACGUCGAGGUGUAAUGGUUUUUCCUACUUGUUCC